Histoplasma capsulatum G186AR is the source of this 1695-nucleotide messenger RNA. RefSeq lists its product as uncharacterized. The record is from RefSeq and is a predicted model, not a curated record. NCBI's taxonomy places the organism in Eukaryota, Fungi, Ascomycota, Eurotiomycetes, Onygenales, Ajellomycetaceae. Bases 1 to 1695 code for a protein of 564 amino acids. The transcript is spliced from 2 exons.
AUGGGCUUUGAUAGAUGGAAGAAGCGCCUUUCCGGCCUUGGUAAGAAGAAACCAGCUUCACAGGCUUCUGCGAGUUAUUCUGGACCCUCAUCACCCAGGGAUGCCAUUCAGCAGAACGUUUCUCCAUAUCCGAAUAAUGUUCCUCAUCCAGCUGUCGCAGACAAUCCUCCGCCUGCUUUGCAACAGGCUGCGGGCCAAACAACAAAGGCAAUAGCUUGGCCACUUACUCAUCCCGUUUUGCCUGAGGAGAACGUCCAAGCCCUGAUAUUCUAUCAUACGAUCAAGUCCGCGGUUAGCGGUGAAGUUAACUGCUGGACUUACAUAUCUAAAGGGCUGGCUCAAGUGGGCCAAAAGGAGAUCGUUUUCACCAUCCGACGCCGAGCCAAUGAACUGGAGGAUAACCUGCCAUCUGCUCCCUUCCAAUGGAUCAAAUUCGUUUAUUCUGCGGCGAAAAAUGGGCAGACAGUUGAAGAAUUUCAGCGUACGGAGUUUCAUUCUCCGUCGUUUCUCGAUAGGCCCGAUUUCAAAUGGAUCGUUUACUGCCCUGCGCACCCUAUCGCCGAUAUUCCGGCUUCGUAUUUCCCUCUCGAAUGGCUUCAAGUUAUCCCCCUUAUUGCUCCGGAGGCAGAAGUGGCCCAAAGAUAUGGAAUUAUGAGGGCUCUUGGACAUCUAGGUGCCCAGGAACGUUGGUUCCCAUUUCCACCAUGGAUAGAUCGUGAUCGCCAACCAUGCAUCACUAUGGCGAACAUGGUGGGAACUAUGAAAGAGUCACUGCCACUUGUCAUUGUCAGGGGCGUUAGCGCAUUGAAAAGGGGCAUGGACAUUGUCCUCCAUGUUCCCCAAGGAUGUGCUCUUUAUCUUAAAGAGGCAUUGGCGCAGUUCCAACUCGAGCAUGUAUUCGCGCUAGAUUCGACGCCUCACAAGGACGCGGACUCUGGCCUUCUAUGGAGCAAUACCGAUACGGAGCCCAGGGGAUACGCUGCGGGGACAUCAAAUGCCUGUAUGAAUCUGAACUAUUUCGCAUUUUGUCCAUGUCAGGAGAUGAAUGAGCUUAAAAUGGUGGAAGAUGGCUUUAUAUUCAUGAUAACAAAUCCUACAUGGGCGAGCUUACGCCAGCACAUCGAACAGUCGACGUCCACAAACAUUGCUCUACCAUCUGGACUACAUUUUAUUCUAGAGUUUGGGCACUCAACACCAACUCGAAGUAAUGGCCCUUUCCCUGGCCCUCCAGUAGCCAUGCCGCCGUCAGUCACCUUCCCACCAGAAGCCGGGUUUGUCCAAUAUAAUCCGCAAAACCCAGUCCCCGAAUCCGAAAAGCCAGCCCACGUCCACUGUGACCAUAUUGUCCUUCUCGACAACAAUAUUACGACUGCCGUGGAUAUGGAUUUAGUGACUAAUUACAUUAAAUCCAUCGAGAAAGUGCUGGAUGAAACUGUUCCCAAAACUAUCCCGCUGAGUGCUUCUGGCGGAGGGAAACUCCUCAUCGAAGCUGAUGUCGGAGGUCCCGAUAGAGACGAUGUAAUUAGUCGCGAAUGGGUUAAAAUGAGCUUUUCUCCACCAUAUUUGAAUGCUUUGCCAAUGGAUCAAAUAUAUGACGGCGUCUCGCGUGUACCGAAACCGGAUAUUGUAACGAGGACUAAAUUUUCUUUGGCGUUCAAUGUCUGGGGUUUUAGGGGACCGUGGUCCUGGGCGUAA